Molecule: messenger RNA, 2232 nt
Organism: Colletotrichum phormii
Lineage: Eukaryota; Fungi; Ascomycota; Sordariomycetes; Glomerellales; Glomerellaceae
Product: C-5 cytosine-specific DNA methylase
Exons: 1
Coding region: 1-2232 (743 amino acids)
Biological process (GO): negative regulation of gene expression via chromosomal CpG island methylation
Cellular component (GO): nucleus
Molecular function (GO): DNA (cytosine-5-)-methyltransferase activity; DNA binding
Source: RefSeq, a predicted model, not a curated record
AUGGCUACCGCUGUGUGCUCAGGCAGUAGCCCCUCCGCUGCUAUUCUUGUCGACGAUGAUCAUACUUUUGAGGAUUCAACCACAAACGAAUGGCAGCGCAGGGUCAACGCAUACCGCCCUCAAGGCAGGAGAAACUCGAUCAUCACCGUCAACAGUGAUUUCGAUGUGGUGGAACUGAAAGAAGAGGACAUCGCUGCCCAGGCGCUCGAGGGCCUGAUUGACCUUACGGUCGACGAUGACCCAGUCGUCCGAGUUCCUCGAAAGCGUCGUCAAGUCCCUCGCGCCAAAGACCCCGAGCGUCAACACGAGAGCAUAAAGAUUGGCAAAACCACCAUCAGGCUCAAGAGACUGUAUGAGCUCGAUCCUGCCCAAUGCCGCAAAUCAGCAUUGGACCCACAAUUCCUCUUGGUUGAAACCAUUACCGAGAACAUGGCUACAAGCAAGAUCACUAUCAGCGGCUUGCCCAUCGUGAGAGUUCGGUCACUCAUGGCGAAGCUGCCAAGAAAGUUGAAUGAGGUGGCCAUCGUCUACGAGCUGGAUGAAACCGACGACAGAGCAAUCAACGAGCAGGCGGUCAUCGAAGUGCCUAUCUCAGCAAUUGUCGGACCUCCCCGAAGCCUCCAUAUGACAAACGCCCUCUACCCGCACCAUCGCUACGAUCCGAAAGCCUUCGUCAACGUAGAAGCAGUUGAGAAGGAAGGUCCGCUAGUGUGCCGGUGGAAAUACUUCGUUCACUACCGACACGCUCAAGAGAAGAGGAUAGGCAAAGCUCAUCACUGGACACUGGAGCGUGUCAGAGCCGAGGAAGUGAAGCGCGAAGAUUUCAAGGUCUCCGAGGACCAGCUGAGAUCUGACUGGAGAGGCUUGACGAUCCGUGGAGGCGCGCAUAAUCCGGAGGCGCGACCCCAGGUGCUUGGACAACCUGCCGAGAAGCAGAAGUACACAGUCUUUGACUCGUUCUGCGGCGCCGGCGGUUUCUCGAGAGGCGCCGAGCGGGCCGGCGUGAAAAUUGAAUACGCCGUCGAUUCCUGGGAUAGGGCGUGCAAUACCUAUCGCCUGAACUUCCCCGACACCAAUCUGUUUGAGAUGACGGUGGAUGAGUUCAUUCUUUCUCAGAAGGAUGUCCCAAUGAGGGUCGAUAUCCUACACCUAUCGCCACCAUGCCAGACCUGGUCACCAGCCCACACGGUUGCCGGCCAGAACGACGAGGCCAACAUUGCCUCCCUUUUCGCAUGCAGGAGCCUGGUUGAAAAGAUCCGACCCCGUGUCUUCACUCUGGAACAGACUUUCGGCAUCAUGCAAUCGGCAUACGCCCCAUUCUUCAACUCUCUUGUCGGAGGAUUCACCGAGUUUGGGUACUCUGUCACCUGGAAGGUAGUCCAUCUCCAGACCUGGGGUCUUCCUCAAGUCCGGAAGAGACUGAUAAUGAUUGGCGCCUGCCCCGGGGAGACGUUACCUCCUUUCCCCAGAGCAACUCACUCCGAGACGGGAGCCGGUGGUCUGUUGAAGUACGUGACCAUCAAGGAAGCCCUCGAAAACAUCAGGGACGACUCUACCUUUCACAACCCGGAGAAUGAGAUCAGGAACACCUUGCCUGCCGGUUCUGUCGUCUCCGACCCCGAUCAAAUCCUGAAGAGAUGUGUCACCUGCUCCGGAGGUCAAAACAUGCACUGGUCAAACACCAGAGCGUACACGGUUCGUGAGUUUGCCAAUCUACAAGGUUUCCCUUUUUGGCACCACUUCGCCGAGGCGCCGAAGUCUGCCCUGAAGAAGCAAAUCGGGAAUGCUUUCCCUGCCUGUGUGGUGCGACCUCUCUACGAGCAUUUAAAGAACUGGCUUCUGGCAGAAGACGGCCUCCUCACGGCUCGAGAAGCGAGACGCAGCGUCGGCGGAAGAGAAGUGGUAUUCCUGACCGAGGCGCCUGCCCCCGCGCCGCGCCGUGUCCCUGCUCCGAUCGCGAUGUCGCCAUCGCCCUUGGGUACCCAGGGAGACUCCGAGAACAACGCCAUGAUGCUCGACGAGGAUGAUGAGGAUGAUCAGACCGAAAUCAAGUUCUACGGGGACUCCGAUAUCGAGAUGGCUGAUGUGCCCGAGGCGCCCAGGAUCUCGGAUACCCCCGACACGCCGCUGUCGUACUACCGGUACCGGUGCCGAUCGAGGACGAUGUCGCUUGGUCCCUCGCCGGAGCCGGUCCAGUUUGGGGCGAAGGACGCGCCUAUCGUGAUUGAUUGA